AUGAUCGAAUAUGCAAAUAUGACAUAUAGCGAUGAGCAACGACUUGGAUUCGAAGUAUUAGAUAUCCAAACUAAAAAUUUGCCUGAGAAAUAUGUAUCGGAAUUUGACCACAUUUUUUCAUUUCACACUUUACAUUGGUGCAAAAACAUUCGACAAGCGUUUGAAAACAUUUAUCGCAUGCUUCGACCUGGUGGAACUAUGCUUACAUUAUUUGUAGCAUCUCAUGAUACAUUUAAUGUUUUUGAACUAAUGGCACAAGAUAUCCACUUUGCAUCAUACAUGGAAGAUGUAAAAAGAUGUAUUUCGCCGUAUUUUUAUUCAAAAAAUCCUCGCAAAGAAGUAAAAGAGUCACUUAAAAAUAUUGGAUUUGAAGUUUCCCAUUGCAGUCAUCGAGAAGCGACAUUUUCCGCUAAAGAUUCAAACAAAUUUUUAUCUGGGAUAAUGUCCAUAUCUGCAUUUUUGGAUAAGAUGCCACAUAAUCUCGCAAAGGAAUUCAAGGAUAAUUACGCACGUGAAUAUAUGAAAAGGAAGAUUAAAUAUACAUCAAUAUGUAAUAAUCAAGAGCAAACAUUUGUAUUAGAUGUAUACAAAGUGUUGAUAGUUUAUGCUCGAAAAGUUAUAUAAUAUUGCAUAUAUA
Molecule: messenger RNA, 637 nt
Organism: Linepithema humile (Argentine ant)
Lineage: Eukaryota; Metazoa; Arthropoda; Insecta; Hymenoptera; Formicidae
Source: RefSeq, a predicted model, not a curated record